CCCAUGUUACAAAAAAAAAAACGAAUAUGUUAAAAAGUUAUUACAACUGGACUAAAUUUAAUACUAGUGGACAAUAGCCAGGUCAAUUAACUGCUAAAUAUAAAAUUGUAGAAGCAGAAGAGGUGUCCAUUUCAUGAACCAAACUACUCAAAGUGUCUGAGCCAAAGAGAGAGAUUGUACUGGGUAUGGAAGCUGAAGGUCAAUGGCAGAUUUCAGAGAGGGAGAUAUGUUGGUCAGUGGCGUUCAUAGCUGCAUGGAGCAUCAUAAUAUUAUUAUAUUUGAAGCUGUGGCAUAGGCCUCAAAGGUUAAAAUCAAUGCUUCAGAAACAAGGCAUCAAUGGACCAAAACCUUCUUUCCCCUUUGGCAACGUUUCUGAGAUGCAACAGAUCAACCAACCUCCUUCUCUUUCUCUUGAAGCCUUAGACGAAUGGGCUUAUUCCCUCUACCCAUAUUUCCAUACAUGGAAACAACGCUAUGGUCCAGUGUUCAUGUACUCCACUGGAACCAAACAACAUCUGUAUGUGGAAAUACCCGAAUUAAUAAAAUCGAUAGGUGACGGAAUUCUUAUGUCUAAUGGACCGAACUGGACCUUCCAAAGGAAUUUACUUGCUCCGGAGUUUUUCCAGAGCAAAAUUAUGGUUAGUAUAUCGUUUUCUUUUAUCAUUUGGGAUAAAAAAAAUUACAAACUUAUUAAAUGAGAAUACUUUUUUGAUUAAUUUUCAGUUAAGUUGUAAAAGUAAUCAUAAACUUUUAUACGACUUUUACAUAUAAGUCAUACAAAUAAUUACUUACGACUUUAUAAACUAAAGUUGUAUAACAAUUUAUAUAUGACUUCGGUUUACAGAAUCGUACUUACCUUUAUGGGUUACUCCUGAAUAAGAAUUAAUUUAAAACGUGUCAAUUUCAAAAAA
Messenger RNA from Glycine soja, 911 nucleotides. RefSeq names its product cytochrome P450 714C3-like. The transcript is spliced from 2 exons. The record is from RefSeq and is a predicted model, not a curated record. Gene Ontology annotation, molecular function: monooxygenase activity; oxidoreductase activity, acting on paired donors, with incorporation or reduction of molecular oxygen; iron ion binding. NCBI's taxonomy places the organism in Eukaryota, Viridiplantae, Streptophyta, Magnoliopsida, Fabales, Fabaceae. Bases 186 to 698 code for a protein of 170 amino acids.